CAGAGCCAUGGGGUUGGCGCGCGACGCCAUCCUGGAGGCGCUGGAGAACCUGACCGCCGAAGAGCUCAAGAAGUUCAAGCUGAAGCUGCUGUCCGUGCCGCUGCGCGACGGCUUCGGGCGCAUCCCACGGGGCACGCUGCUGGCCAUGGAUGCCAUAGACCUCACCGACAAGAUGGUCAGCUUCUACCUGGAGGAGUACGGCGCCGAGCUCACGGCGCUCGUGCUGCGCGACAUGGGCAUGCAGGAGUCGGCCGAGCGGCUGCAGCAGGCCUCGAGCAAGGGACUGCACUUCGUGGAUCGGCACCGAGCAGCCCUCAUCACGCGCGUCACAGACGUGGCCGGGGUGCUGGAUGCCCUUUACGGCUUGGUUCUGAACGAGGAGCAGUACCAGGCAGUGCAGGCAGAGAGCACCAAUGCUCUCAAGAUGAGGAAGCUUUUCAGCUUCACACCCGCCUGGAACCAGGCCUGCAAGGACCUGUUCCUCCAGGCCCUGAGGGACACCCAGCCCUACCUGGUGGCCGACCUGGAGCAGAGCUGA
Molecule: messenger RNA, 538 nt
Organism: Orycteropus afer afer
Lineage: Eukaryota; Metazoa; Chordata; Mammalia; Tubulidentata; Orycteropodidae
Source: RefSeq, a predicted model, not a curated record